Anas platyrhynchos (mallard) is the source of this 711-nucleotide messenger RNA. NCBI's taxonomy places the organism in Eukaryota, Metazoa, Chordata, Aves, Anseriformes, Anatidae. The record is from RefSeq and is a predicted model, not a curated record.
CUGCACUACGGGAGCCUCCUGGCCAGCAGAGCUUGUGCCCAGAUGGCAGCAGCUGCCUGGGGCAGUGGCUUUCUCAAUGCUGUCCUGCACACGACCACUACAUUUUCCCUGCCCCUCUGCCAAGGCAAUGCUGUGGACCAGUUCUUCUGUGAAAUCCCCCACAUCCUCAAGCUCUCCUGCUCAGAUGCCUACCUCAGGGAAGUUGGAUUUAUUGCAUUUAGCUUUUGUUUAGUUGUUGGUUGCUUUGUUUUUAUUGUGGUGUCCUAUGUGCAGAUCUUCAGGGCAGUGCUGAGGAUGCCCUCUGAGCAGGGCCGGCACAAAGCCUUUUCCACGUGCCUCCCUCACCUGGCUGUGGUAUCCCUGUUUGUCAGCACUGCCAUGUUUGCCUACCUGAAGCCCCCCUCCAUCUCCUCCCCAUCCCUGGACCUUGCAGUAUCUUUUCUCUACUCCAUGUUACCUCCAACAGUGAGGGUGGUGUCACAGAAAACAGUGACACUCGUGAGGGCUAAAGAGCAGGUGGAUAAGACCUUGGGCCUGCCAACACAGGAUGCGCACACAUUAAAACUGUAUGAGAGGGAAGAGGAAGAUUGGAUCCAAAAUGUAGAUUAUGAAAAGAAAGACCAUGAGUAUUACCAUGGCACUGCAGGAGAGCUCCAGCAAUGGGGCAAAACCACAGAAGGUGUCUAUGACACUGGGGCCACAGAACUGUAG